Hemibagrus wyckioides is the source of this 2519-nucleotide messenger RNA. RefSeq names its product proline-rich protein 29-like. The transcript has 6 exons. The record is from RefSeq and is a predicted model, not a curated record. NCBI's taxonomy places the organism in Eukaryota, Metazoa, Chordata, Actinopteri, Siluriformes, Bagridae. Bases 67 to 642 code for a protein of 191 amino acids.
CUAACACACACACACACACACUUUGUGUAACUGCAUAAAGUUGAAUCUGAACUCCAGUAAACAAGUAUGGAACAGUCAGCGCAGAUCCAGCAGAAUGAUUUCUCACACUUCCAACUCAUUCAACAACCGACCCCACAGCCUGUUACAGUUUUCCAGCAGCUGCCCUCAGCCAUGGCUCCACCUGCACCAACUUUACGGCCGGGACACAUCAGGGAAGACCUUGUAGAGCUGAUGAUGAUGCAGAAUGCUCAGAUGCACCAGGUCAUCAUGAACAACAUGACCAUGUCUGCGCUCAGUUCUUUCGGCUACACACAAGCACAUGAGCAUCCAGGUCCAGAUGUAACAGCUGAAAUGGAUCCAGAGGUGUGGCAUCACCACUACCCCAGUUCCCCCUAUGCAUCUUACCCUGCAUGGGUUCCUAUGUCUCUGGUACCGAUGCAGUCUCAUGACCCGCUUCAGACCAGCUUUCAGGGGGCGGUGUAUCCUCUACACAAUGUCCAAAUAGAACACAGAGACAGGAAAGCUUUUCCUCCUCCACCACCACCCAGUGCAACAGGCACUGUCGGACCGGACGUUCCUCCUGCUGCAGAGUAUUAUGAAGCAGAAAGAAGGCAGCACAGACAAGACGAGAAGCAGUACUGAAACCUAAACAAUAACCUACCUUGGAUAUAAAUGCUGAACAUUACAAACCAUACAUAAAAUCAAGAACUAAAUUUUAUUCUAGAGUUCUAGAUGAAGCACAAUACGUCUGAUUCCAUCUUGUUAUUUAGAAGUUGCUAUCGCUCCAGUUGCACCUUGAUGAUUUCUAACGCUGCAGCGGCCAAAUGCUUACAUGACCAAAAUAUCAGGAUUUCAUUUGAUUAUUAACAUAAAAGUGGAGCCCAAAAGCAAAAAAAAAAAGCAAAGGAAAGAUGAAAGAGAAAGGACUAGACAGGGAAAAACUCCCACGAUUAGAUAAAUGUCCAUCAAAUGAGAGAGUAACAUCACUGGCUUUGUUGUUGUCAUGUCUGUCAUGCAGGAAUUUCAUACAGUGCUGUGAUUUUUAAAGCUUUGAACUCAGGUAGCAGAGCCAGAAUACUGCUGUGGGAACAAAAGCCAUUAUUUGUGUCUGUGUAAAUAACUCCAUGCUUAGUACGACUACCAGCACUGGCAUAUACUACUAAUUAUUUAGAAACUACAGUGAAAUAAACAGGAAUAGGAUGGAGUGAUGAAUGCAAGUGGGCUUAUUGCUGGGUUUGAGUAGCUGAGGUCAGUAAUCAUUUUGUGAUAACAUUUAAUUCACCUCUUCUAUAAGAUCAUCACUGUGACCACUGGUAAAGUAAUGAAAACAGAUUCCAACAGAAGAAAGUAAAUAAAUAAAUAAAUACCAGUGGUCAACUCACAACUGAUACUCACAAAUAAAUGAAUAAAUAAAAUAAAAAAAUAAAUAACAUUUAAUUCACCUUUUCUAUAAGAUCAUCACUGUGACCACUGGUAAAGUAAUGAAAACAGAUUCCAAGAGAAGAAAAUAAAUAAAUAAAUAAAUAAAUAAAUAAAUAAAUAAAUAAAUAAAUAAAUAAAUACCAGUGGUCAACUCACAACUGAUACUCACAAAUAAAUAAAUAAAUAAAUAAAAUAAAAAUAAAUAACAUUUAAUUGACCUUUUCUAUAAGAUCAUCACUGUGACCACUUGUAUAGUAAUGAAAACAGAUUCCAACAGAAGAAAAUAAAUAAAUAAAUAAAUAAAUACCAGUGGUCAACUCACAACUGAUACUCACAAAUAAAUAAAUAAAUAAAUAAAAUAAAAAUAAAUAACAUUUAAUUGACCUUUUCUAUAAGAUCAUCACUGUGACCACUUGUAUAGUAAUGAAAACAGAUUCCAACAGAAGAAAAUAAAUAAAUAAAUAAUUAAAUAAAUAAAUAAAUACCAGUGGUCAACUCACAACUGAUACUCACAAAUAAAUAAAUAAAUAAAAUAAAAAUAAAUAACAGCCAUGAUCAUGCAGCCAUGAUCAGUAAUACGGUCAUCCUUUUCACAAAUAAAUAAAUAAAUAAAAUAAAAAUAAAUAAUAUUUAAUUGACCUUUUCUAUAAGAUCAUCACUGUGACCACUUGUAUAGUAAUGAAAACAGAUUCCAACAGAAGAAAGUAAAUAAAUAAAUAAAUAAAUAAAUACAUACAUACAUACAUACAUACAUACAUACAUACAUACAUACAUACCAGUGGUCAGCUAAUACUCACAAAUUGUUUAUACCCAUUCUUUUAUUCAUUUAAAAAAGAUUUUGUAAACAAAAAAGACACAGAAACUUUUGAUUAAUUUCAUUAUAUCUAAACAUUUAAUUGUUUAAUCUGUAACUGAAACACAAUGGGGUGUGUUAUUAUAAGAAAAUGUGGUGAUUAUCUUAUUACAGUUCUUUUACAUCACAGCAGUUUUUCAGUGAUAAAACUGUGCAUGAGAUACUGAUACUGUACUGAUCAUUUUUUAUAGGCACUUAAAAGAUUAUAGAAUCGUUGAAUGUUUUGGAACAUCUCUAAAACUUA